Chaetomium fimeti is the source of this 1564-nucleotide messenger RNA. RefSeq names its product peptidase family M48-domain-containing protein. Gene Ontology annotation, molecular function: metalloendopeptidase activity. Gene Ontology annotation, cellular component: endoplasmic reticulum membrane. The record is from RefSeq and is a predicted model, not a curated record. The coding region runs from base 107 to 1492 and encodes 461 amino acids. Lineage: Eukaryota; Fungi; Ascomycota; Sordariomycetes; Sordariales; Chaetomiaceae. The transcript has 3 exons. Gene Ontology annotation, biological process: CAAX-box protein processing.
UUGUUCCUCUGGAGACUCGGGCCCCUUCUUUCAUCAACUUCCAAUUGUCAAACCAUCGUUGGAAUUGGAUCGCGACGGCCGGAUAGUCGCGACCUUUCUCGCCACGAUGGAUUUUCUUCAGCGCCUUGCGCGGUUCCUCGACCGCCCGCUGUUCCCGUGGAAGAAGCUGAUCAUCGGCUUCUCCGUCGGCCAGUACGUCUUUGAAGCGCUCCUUGGGUACCGGCAAUACAAGAUUCUGCAAAAGACAAAACCGCCCAAGGUGCUGGAACACGAGGUGUCGCAGGAGGUCUUCGACAAGAGUCAGGCCUACGGCCGCGCCAAGGCAAAAUUCACCGGCUUCAACGGUCUCUACGGACAGCUCCAGAACCUCGCGUUCUACCACUUCGACGUACUCCCGAAACUCUGGUCAUGGACAGGCGAUCUUCUUCUCCGCUUCGCGCCGAAGGGCUUCACUGGCGAGAUCUCGCACUCGAUCGUCUUCAUUCUGUCGUUUAUCAUCAUCAGUCAGGUCCUCUCGCUGCCGUCUAGCAUCUACAAUACGUUCGUUCUGGAAGAGAAAUUCGGUUUCAACAAGCAGACUCCUAAGCUGUUCGUCGUCGAUAUGAUCAAGACCAACCUUCUGGCUUUCGUCCUGGCUCCCCCCAUUCUCUCUGGUUUCCUCUCCAUCAUCAAGAAGACCGGUAGCCAGUUCUUCUACUACCUCUGGAUGUUUGGCGCUGGCCUGCAGGUUUUCAUGAUUACCAUCUACCCGAUCGUCAUUCUGCCGCUAUUCAACAAGCUCUCCCCCUUGGAGGAGGGCAAGCUGAAGACGGAUGUCGAGAACCUGGCCAAGAAGCUCAAGUUUCCGCUUCGGGAGCUGUACGUCAUUGACGGCAGCAAGCGCAGCGCUCACAGCAAUGCCUAUUUCUUUGGCCUACCCUGGAAGAAGCACAUUGUCAUCUACGACACCCUGAUUGAGAAGAGCGAGAACGACGAGGUUGUCGCCGUCCUGGCCCAUGAGCUCGGCCACUGGAGCUUGGGCCAUACCACCAAGCUAUUCGGCAUCUCUCAGGCGCACUUCUUCUACAUCUUCGCUCUCUUCUCGGUCUUUGUCAACAACAACUCUCUCUACUCCGACUUUGGCUUCACCAACCAGCACCCCAUUAUUGUCGGAUUCCUCCUCUUCUCGGACAUUCUCGGCCCCCUGGACAACGUCAUCAAGCUGCUUAUGAACAUCUUGAGCCGCCGCUUCGAGUUCGAGGCUGACGCUUUUGCCAACGGCCUCGGGUACAACACGGAGCUGGCUCGCUCGCUGAUCAAGCUUCAGAUCCAGAACCUGAGCACCAUGGAUGCCGACUGGAUGUUUGCCAGCUACCACUUUUCGCACCCCAUCUUGUCGGAACGCUUGAAGGCGCUGAACUGGCAACCCACCGAGAAGGUGGAAGUGAAGGGCGGUGAUAAGGAGGAGGGCAAGGAGGAUACUGCGACUGCGACUGGCAGAGAUGAGCUGUAGACGGGCGGGCUGUAUGUUUUUGUCUGUAGUCUAAACUAGACCAACGAGAAUGUCGAACAAUAUUUUAUUCAG